AUGGCCAUCUUGGACUCCGAGAAGCUCCCGAGAGGGCUCCGCAUGCCAUCUCUAUCUGCGAUGAAGAGCAAGAAAGCCCUGCAAAAGAAAGCACCCCCAAUGCCUGAACCACCCGCUCAGGAGCCGGCCCCUUCUCCCCCGUCUGCAUUCCCUCCCCGAAACAAUGGCCCCUCAGGGUCACUUGAACAGCCUAUCCAGCUCCCAGCGCCAUCGGGCCCAUUACCUGAUCUCCCAACCUUCUCCGCGAGCCAAAAGUCAGCCGAUAGGCCUCCGGUCGAUCGGCCGCCGAUGAAUCGCCAUGACCAGGGCUACGUCGAGAUACCCAGGCCGGUCCGGAUGCCAGGGAAACCCCCAAUCAGCACGGCAACGUCACCUCCCGAAGGAGAAGAGCCCUUAGAGGAUUUCAUUCCCGAUCCAGAAUACUCCAGUCCCCAGUUAGAUACGGAUAUUCCCUCGCCGCGGGAGCAAGUCGAGCCAGACCCAGAACCGUUGACGCCCCCAGAGAUGGUUGAAAUAGCCGCUCCUUUGGCUAAAGUACAUUUCGCCUGCUACCAAGAUCACCGCUCGAUGCCCAUAUCUCGCAACGCGUGGUAUUCGACUCCUUGCAUGGCCUGCCACAAACAGGACCGGGAAAUCAGACACCGUUGUGUCUUCUGCUCUCUGCGCAUCUGUUCCGGCUGCUUUGAGACGCUUCAGAAAUGCCAAAAUCGGUCGCUGGCACAGCUUGUUGAAUCUCUUCAGUAG
This is a messenger RNA of Monascus purpureus, 744 nucleotides long. The record is from the annotation of a GenBank genome assembly. Lineage: Eukaryota; Fungi; Ascomycota; Eurotiomycetes; Eurotiales; Aspergillaceae.